UAUUUAUUGUGAAGAGUAUAGUGAGUUUAUGAUAAUUUUCGUUUGAAACUCAUAUAAAAAAAAUUAUAAAUCGAAUAAAUAAUUAAUCUGUAUAAAUUAAAAAUUACAAAUGAGCUACCAAGACAGUGGAGAAGAGCAAGGUGGAGCUUAUUCAAAUGAAGUGGGCUCAUUUCCAAGAGAUUUCGGAUACACACCAUUUUCCGAAAGUGAAUGUAAUACAUCAUUGAAUAAUGAUGAACAAAAGCCACGUAUUUUAUUGAUGGGUUUACGAAGAUCAGGAAAAAGUUCUAUUCAGAAAGUGGUUUUUCAUAAAAUGUCACCGAAUGAAACCUUAUUUCUUGAGUCAACCAAUAAAAUUGUUAAGGACGAUAUAAAUAACUCAAGUUUUGUACAAUUUCAAAUUUGGGAUUUUCCAGGUCAGAUAGAUUUUUUUGAUCCUGGAUUUGAUUCUGAAAUGAUAUUUAAGGGCUGUGGUGCCUUAGUAUUUGUCAUCGAUGCCCGUGAUGACUACAUUGAAGCUCUAACGAAAUUGAAUAAAACUGUUUUAAAAGCACACGCUGUGAAUAAACAGAUAAAAUUUGAAGUUUUUAUUCACAAAGUUGAUGGCAUAAGUGAUGACCUAAAAAUGGAAACACAACGUGAUAUACAUCAACGCGCAUCAGACGACUUGGUUGACGCUGGAUACGAUCGCAUACAUUUGAGUUUUCAUUUAACAUCAAUAUACGACCACUCUAUUUUCGAAGCAUUUUCAAAAGUUGUACAGAAGCUAAUACCACAAUUGCCAAAAUUGGAGAAUUUAUUGAAUAUCUUCAUAACUAAUUCGGGCAUUGAAAAGGCCUUCCUAUUUGAUGUGGUUUCUAAAAUUUACAUAGCAACCGAUAGCUCACCAGUGGAUAUGCAAUCCUAUGAACUUUGUUGCGACAUGAUAGAUGUUGUCAUCGAUUUAUCUUCAAUAUAUGGUUCCGAUUCUGGAACAGCUUUCGAUGAUCAAAGUUCAAGUCUGAUCAAAUUGAAUAACAGCACCGUCCUGUAUCUGAGGGAAGUAAAUAAGUUUCUUGCCUUAGUUCUGAUCCUUCGAGAGUAUAGCUUUAGUCGCCAAGGAGUUAUUGAUUUCAAUUUCCUUUGCUUUAAAGAGGCAAUCCACAAAGUUUUCGAAAUAAAAAAGUGUGCAGAAAUCUAUGAAGAGGAUGAUGUCGAGGAGGAAGAUGUUGACGAAGACAACUUAGAUGAAACUGCAGAUGAUGAACCUUUUGACCGAAGCCAAUACAUUCAAACCAAAUUUGAGUCAUAAAGUGUUUAAAAAAAUCGAUUAAGACAUAUGCAUAUAAAAAAAUUCUGAAUAAAAUUUAUGGAGUUGUUUACUGUGACAUAAAAUCAAA
Molecule: messenger RNA, 1379 nt
Organism: Contarinia nasturtii (swede midge)
Lineage: Eukaryota; Metazoa; Arthropoda; Insecta; Diptera; Cecidomyiidae
Gene: RagC-D
Product: ras-related GTP-binding protein C
Exons: 8
Coding region: 110-1291 (393 amino acids)
Biological process (GO): cellular response to amino acid stimulus; cellular response to starvation; positive regulation of TOR signaling
Cellular component (GO): lysosome; nucleus; Gtr1-Gtr2 GTPase complex
Molecular function (GO): GTP binding; GTPase activity
Source: RefSeq, a predicted model, not a curated record